Amoebophrya sp. A120 is the source of this 5855-nucleotide messenger RNA. NCBI's taxonomy places the organism in Eukaryota, Dinophyceae, Syndiniales, Amoebophryaceae. The record is from the annotation of a GenBank genome assembly.
GUGACGUGAACCUUCUAGAGAAGAGGAAAAGCUGUAUCUAUAGGUCACUCGUGUCAAGAGGCGUUUUUUCUGUAGCUCCUUCAUCAAUUGCAACGUCAACGGCCGCCCCCCCAGGCCGAAGUAGGUCUUGCGGACUGUGGGGUAGCGAACACCCCGACAUCGAGGGGCGACGUUCAGUGCCGAAGAAACAGCUGCUGCAGGAGCUGAAGUCGAGGUUGAAAGCAGUAGUGACAGUCGUGCCCGCAUCUCCUCCUUUAUCUUCGUCAGAAGUGCGAGGGUCCUACAACGAACUCGUAGCUCAGGCACGGCGACAACGGAGCGCGGGCGGCACUCUUCGCUUAGCGGACAGCACGACCACGGCUGCUCAUUCUACUCUUCAACCUGCACCAGCACCACCUCCAACGAACUAAUUCAGCAAGCUGUUUUGCUGAAAAGAAGGGUGGUCGGAAAGUCAUCCGAGUUUUCCGUAGAAGAUUCUUGACCGCGGCCACCGCAUCAUCAGACCACUACAACUGCUGGUGGAGCUUCAACUGGAUCAUAGUUGCACGAACGGAGUAGAACAAGAACGCUUCCUCGCAGCGCCAGUAGAGCUCGCACUUCCUCUUGCAGCGCUUUAGUCGUCGGGGUAGUUGUGUCGCGUGACCGGACAUAGAGCAACAGGUUGCACCGGUUCAGCAGGCGGAGAACAAAUAGCUACGGACACGUGCUGGCUUCGCUUUUCAGCGAGAAAGGCGCGAGGUGGGACGAAGAAGUAGAAAAAUACCACACUGCUGCUCAUUUUCCCACUCGUGUUGCCUUUGCAACAUCCUUAGUGCGCAGGGCGAGAAUUGGUUGCCGGGUCGCAUUUUUUCACCAGAGUCGUUACCCGCACCGUUCGUGACGCAUCCAGGAAGAUCUCUGCUUUCUACUGGCCGCACAACUGAGCAGAGGAAAUAAGCGAAGACAAGUACGGUUGCCACGGCGAACAACGAAAUCGAGGCGGUUGAGCAAGAGCGCAAGCUUGGUCCAGAAUUGCCGUGUCACCACGUUGUUCAACUCUAAAACGUGAAGCCAAAACAAAGUGUAACGACGACUACCGCAGUGGGGAGCACAUACAGACCGCACUCGGCUGCUUCUAAUUCCCCGUUUUCUACUAGACCUAGUUGGGAGGUGGAACCACAUCAACUGAAAACGACAGGAUCGAUCACCGGGAAGACCGAACAAGCGAGAGCCUUUAGUACUACCUCGCUGUCGUGUCAAACUUCCCUGUAAGUACCUGCAAGAGGUGUAGCUGCAGCAGCGCAGCAGUCCACCCUGGUUGGAUCUCGUCCCGCCGCACCAGAGUCGGGAACUUCUGUACACUACAGACUACCACUGCAAGUGCGACGUCAUCGCGGCUAAUCGAUCCAGUCACGAGCGGAGGCUAACUAAAACACAGGAGCGUUGAAGCAUAACCUGUUCCGCUUCUUCACCCAGGAGAAGCAAGAAUGGCGACGCGCACAAUAGUGAAGGAGACCCGGUCGCUUGACCACAUCUACGACCCCGUACACACAACUUCCGCGCCCGCGGAUCACAACAAACUCACGGCCAGGGCACUGGCAGUGCAGUUCGAGAAGGUUCUACGGGACCUGCGUUUUUUUUUGUGAUAUUUUUAAAAUUCAAUUGAGUUGCAUUGCCAUUCAUUAACACUUGCACAUGACACAUUGCCAUUACAACGUACCUUCGAAAAAUAUCAGGUUCCUGAAGCUGCGCACUACUUUUCCGAAUUGAAGAAUUACCCGAGUGCGACUCUACGACCAGGAAAAGCACGAGACAGCUUCUUACCAAGAUAUGUGGACCCAAAUUGGGUAUAGAAGCUUUGAGUUGCUGCACGAGUAGGGGGAGUUUUUCAUCUUCCUUGUUUUUUGUUGUGUCGAAUGGUGAGCAGAUGCAGAUGCUGGUUAUGCGACAGCACUUUUGUCAAAAUUUGAGACGGGGAUGUAAUGCUAACCGUAGUUUGAUAUUGAUAUAUAAUCAGGCCCCCCGGCUCGACCCGGAUGCCAACGCCACGCACGUCUUCGGGUCCGAGCGAUUCAAAUACGACAAGCGACCACUCGUCAAGAUGGGCGCAUUUAAUCCCGGAACGGGGCCGCAGCUUGUCAUGUACCGCAACAUCGCUUUUUCUGUUGCUGUUGCUAAUCUAUUGUGCUAUUUGUUCGUCUCAUGCUGCUCAUCCGGAUCUGCGAUGCAAACAUUACUAGGGCAGUGGGGUGAUCCUUUUCUGUCCCAUGACUUUUCAGGUAUGACAUCCAGAAGGGCGGGAUGAUGUCGAAGCAGGGCACCAUGCGGGGCAACAUGACGAUGGGCACGGUCAUGCAUCACGGGGCCACCAGAACAGUCGGAACGCAGUCGAUGUACCGAGAAUCAGAAGCGCAGACGACCCCGUAUACACCAGAUUUCGUCGCGCAGGACAACCCGGAGGUGUUGACGUUGAGAAAUUUAACCUACGACAACGGCCUGCCCGCGUCGCUCUUCGAAGUGAAAAUCAUCGAAAGGACACGACAAAAGCGCCUGUUCGAGCAGAUGCUGCCCCCAGCGACGGACGAAUUUAGUUUGAACGUAAUUACUUAUUCACUGCUGCGAUGAGUAUGAGUUUCAGGAAAGAUGAUUUUGAUUCGCUCAUAAGGCAGAUCCACAUGGCAGGUAUGUUAUGCUGCAUAGCAAAAUAACAUUCUAUCUUGCGCGAUAAUUUGCUUUCGAUGCAAGACCAAGACAAAUUAAAUUUUUAGGUCCGCGCCCAGCUUCUGGAGCAGCAGGAGUUCAAGGAAUGGGCCGAAAGGGAAAGGCAAAUCAUCCGACUGCAGGAAAGGAGGUUAGAACUCGUCAAACAGCUAUUAGCAGAGCGGGAAGUCAAGAGACAGGUGGGUGCCUUUUUGGUUUAUUUGUCGUGUUUCUCCAGGCCUGAUCCUGAUGAAGAUUUGCAUACAGCUUGCUUGUGAAGAGUGUUUUCUUGAUCUCGAUGGUGCGCAGAAUGAUUAUGAUAUAACAAACCUCAACUACAACCACGCCAACUACAGUCCCGCAACGAAGCGAAAGUGGAGCGGCUCCGCGUGAAGAAGGCGGAAGAGAAGGACCGACUCUUCGCCGGGACGCAAUACAGGAAAAUAAAGCUUCUCCGGAAGAUGUAUACCGCUAUGGCUAGGAAUCAGCGGCCGGAGCACAUCGGGGAAACGGUAGCGAGGUAUCAGGAUAAAGGCAGCACAACCUACGCACCCCUAAUGCGGAACGGCCACAAACCAGACUCAAAUACCGCGAAGAUUGAGGUAAGAAGCGAUAAUGUUUUUGUCGAAGUAUUUUUCAUCUAGGUGGAUUCGAUUGUGAAUGAGAUCUACACUAAUAAGAUGACGAGUAUAUAAAGUAGAGAGCCACAAAUUGAAAUUACAUUUACACAUACAGAUUCAGCCCUCAGACCUGAAGUCUUACUCCAAGCUGCUCCAGCUGGAGCGGACCAUGCCCGCGAGUGUAUUGCUACCGCCAGACGUGCACCAGGAAGCACUUAUAUCCGAGACAAAGAGACAAGACCUCCCCGUGGUCGCUGCGCUUAACGAGGCGAUGGCGCAAAUUUCGGCGCAGUCGCCGGACAUACAUCUCGGGGAGAGUACUUGUUUUACUUACUGAUCAUGAUUCAAGUUUUUCGGAAACACGAGACUGUCGUGUUUCCAAAACAAAAGCGCAGGACACCAAUUCAAGAUCUGAAGUUUCAACUGCUGGUACCAAUUCAAGAGCUAAGAACUUAUUUUGCAGAUGCGAUGGAAAAAGCAUUGGAAUUCCAUGCAAGAAUAAAAAUCAAAACUCAUCAGCCGUCUACAACAAAUCCGCUAUUGACUCAACGGCAAAGAGCCCGAAGAGAAAAGCUAAAGAGACCGCGGUCAUUGAAGAGGCGCCGCCAGAGGAUGAGGAAAAAGCACAAGCGAUUCUCCUGCUUCAAAGGGUGUUGCGCGGACGAGCAAUACAAAAUAGGAUGUUUGAAGGUAUUCUUAUAAAUUGUGUUUUCUGUAGAAAUCUGGUGCGUUGGUUAGGUUGCGUGGAACAACGCGUUAAGUAACAAGAUCGAUACGGAUAUCUGCAGAAUCCCAAAGCCACAAAAAUGAUAAACGCAAACCAGGUAAGGAGAAGAGGCUAGACCUCAUCGAGGAGCUCCGCGCCAGCGAACAGCUGAUGCAGUCCGCCGGCGAGGAAGACAAGGCUGCUGUGGAGAAGCUGCAACAACAGAUUCUCGCAGAAGAGGAGCAGGACACGUUUGUCGGCAGCGUCGUUUCCAAAGCGCUGGACGAUUUGUCAAAGGAGCUAGAGCGGUAUAGAGAACAAGGCGAAAUGUUUGCUAUAAUCAAAAUAAAUGAAUUUCUGAUGCAUCUUCACAAUGUCAAUGCAUCGCACUUACUUUACAGAUGUUGGAAGAAUUCAUCUUCAUGCUGUCGUGCUACCAUCACUUUGGAUUUUCAUUUAUCAUCAUCCCAGGGUCCAGGAAAUGCGCAGAAUAGACGCUAUGAUGAAGCUCGCCGAACGCGAGCGCCGCAUGCGACAAGCCGCCGAGGGUGGGCGAAGGCAGGCGGAAGAGAGGCUGAGAGCAAGAGAGGACGAAGUGUUCAGACAAGUCAUGAAGGAUGCGCACCAGGUACAGUUUGUGGAUGAGUCAAUUUAUUUCAUUGGCCACCCAUUUUUAAGUAAUUUUAUUUCCAUGAGGAUUAGGAUGUUGGGUAUUUCAACACAACGCAAAUAAAUGCUCACUUCGGUCUGUCUAUCAUGCAUAGCGCGCUGUAAUGACGUCUAUUGCACUCAAACAUACAAACAGGGAACGGUCGACACUUACCUAGAGGAAAUCCUCACUUCCUGCGUCGAAGCAAGCGCAAAGGAGCGCGCUCUCGCGGAGGCCAAAGCACAAGCGGAAAGGAUUAACAGCGUCGUGGACGGUCUCGAGAAGGCGGGUGACGACGAAGGUUGCGUCAAAGAACUCGUCGAGUCCCUGGUCAUUCCCCACGCGGAAAGGGAGCUGCUCCAGCGCCGGAUCACCAUCGAGUCCAAGCGGUUUAUCGACGCGGCACGCGGGGCGCUGGACUCCACGCUUGGCGAGGUCGAAAACACGCUGCGCGAGGACGGGAGCAUCCAGUAAAAACGAAAUGCUCAGGUGAGUAGCGUGGUUCUGGUGUCGUGUGCUAUGUUUUUGAAAUUAAAUGGCAGACCUAGACUGUGAACUACCAAGCACGAUUUCGUGGUCUUGUCCCACUUGUCGAUUUACUAGCAACAGUUUCCAAAGAACGCAAACCUAGUGCAAAGGUACAGAAUGAGGGCUGUGGUUACCAGCCACAGUUUUUCAUCACCUGACUAGACCGAGAUAGAAGUAGAAAAUCAAAAGUCAAGAAAUAAACCACAGUGAAUAUUACGUUUGAUAGCAACUACGUUAUCGCACAACUUUUGAAUUGAUAGCAAUAUUGUGUCGAGGUCUUCGAUUUGAUUGAUAGCUUAAAACCAAAUUUAACUCAGAACGGAUAAACUACUAAAACCUGUAACAACAGACUGUUAACUCAAUAGCUUUACGAGAGCAGCAGGUGGACGCCUACGAUGGAUUCGCUAAACGUGUUAUCAUGAUAGCAACAAGAUCCAUUGUAGUUCUCGGUAGCUGCAACUCGAACAGAUUUUAUUUGAUUGUGAUACGAUACGCAAAGCAGACUUCUGCGAAAGGAGCCUCGUAAACCGAUUGGAGCGAAUGACAGAAUAGCACUGUACUUAAACACCUCCUGUAUAAUAGCAGCCUGGAAGAGAGUCGUAUCAGCUGAAGCUAAGAAAAAUGAAAGGUAAAAACCAAUUUUGUAAGGAGCAAGCCACUAGAUUCCGAAGAG